UGAUGCUUCUCCAGCCCUCCUGUGCAGAUAAUAGUUAACUCGGGGUUAAAGAUUAAUAGCCAGGCAAAGCACUGUAUAAAUGGCCCGGACGAGCUGAAUGUAUGUAAACUGCCUCCUGCUCCUCAGCCUGCUGAGCUACCCUCUCUGUGGUCCCUCCUCAUCAGCGACAUGAGUAGCCUGCGGUCUCUGCUGCGCCGCUGCUGGCUGCCGUCCCUGCUGCUGCCGGCACUCCUGGGCCCCCGUCUCGCCGCCGGGGUGGCCCUGCAGCCCGUGCACUGCGCCCCGUGCACCCAGGAGAAGCUCGCCCUCUGCCCGCCCGUCGCGCCCGGCUGCCCGGAGACGGCCCGGCAGCCCGGCUGCGGCUGCUGCCAAACCUGCGCCCUCGGGCCGGGCCAGCCGUGCGGGGUCUACACGGCCCGCUGCCGCCAGGGGCUCCGCUGCCACGUCCCCGCGGGAGAGCCCCAGCCCCUUUCCGCCCUCAUCCAGGGGCAAGGGACGUGCCUGCCCGCCAGCGAGGCCGGAGGGAUGCGCACGGCGGAGCCGGCAGACUCUAUUGAACCUGAGGAUAUGCCUUUGGAAAGCACUGAAAUGACACAGGAUCAACUGCUGAGCUAUCAGUUGAUGUUUGCCAUAGGCCAGGACAAAUCCAUCCCCUGGAAUGCAAUCACUGCAUAUGAAAACAUGAAAGCAAAGAGAAUAUCUGAACUCAAGAAAUGGAAAGAGCAGGGACCUUGUCAGAAAGAGCUCUACAGAGCCCUGUAUAAAUUGGCGAAGGCUCAGCAGAGAAACGGAGGGGAGAUUUACAAAUUCUACUUGCCCAACUGCAACAAGAAUGGAUUUUACCACAGUAAACAGGUACGUGCUUUUUCCCCUGUCUGCUCACAGCAGCACUGCGACCAGCCUGACACAGCCAACCCUUUCAUAGCCCUCUGCUCCCAGACUCACGAGUUUGCAGCUGCUGGAAAAGCAGGUUGUGAAAACAGGGAUACUUAGUAGUGGGAGCAGAUGGUUUGUCCUUCUUCUCUUAAAAGUGAGCCGCAUGCUGUGGGCUGACAGCAAUAGAGGCAGGAGUCUUUUCCGUUCACAGAACAGGUGCGCACAAGGCCUUCUCCAAAAUCUUUUAACCCUGUCUGCUCCCCAGCCAAAUCAAGCUCCAUGUACCUAAUUUGUUAGCAUAUUCCCAGUUGACAUUAAUUCAUAAUAUCCACCAUGCUGCCUGCAAAGCCCAUUGAAUAUAUACUGAUCACUAUGGAGAAAGGAGGCGCUCAGCUCCCAGGCAGUGAAAAACUCACACUGGCAGCAAAAAAACCUCUCUGGAGCAAAAUUAGCCUUCUGAAAGUAGAAAAAAAUACUGAUUUGUGCUGCCUAUGGAAUAUGUUCUAUGCUCAUUGCCAUUAUAGCCUCAAAAAAAGCCACUGCAAGUUACACCGAGAGUAAUCUGCAAAUUUAACUAAAGCUCCAAACCUCAAGCCACACCCUUGUAACCACAGGUCGUGCACACAAAUUUAGUAGGUCUGCAUAAACCUGUGUCACCGAGGCUCCUUGUUUUUGGGCAUGGCACCACUGUGUGACUCACAAUGUGACUUGGGAUCUAAUCAGGCACAAACAGAAAUGUGUUUAAACCCCUCCCCAAGAAAAAACCCACUCUAUUUGCCUCCUUGCACGAAGAGCCAGACCAUCCAGUCAUUGCUCUCACCCUGCCAGCUCGUAUGUUCUGCCUUGCUUUGGUUUCUCACGCUGGAAGAUAUUUCUGGUUUAUACUGCUGUUUAACAAGGAGUGGGCAAACUGUUUUAAAUCUGAAGUUGCUGUUGUGGUACCUGAGCUUGGGUCACGGCUCCCUAACCAAGCGUGUUGGUUGAAGCCUCUGUUGGAGCAGGGACCACCACAUUCAAAACAGGUCUGUGCACCACAGGUCCCCACCUUCUGAUCCUAGUUCUGUCCAAGACCUCUACUUGCAGUAUCUCACUGAUAAUCUUCUGCUUACAGUUACUUAUUGUGGGUUUUGUUUUGCUAAUAAUAUUCUAGUGUGAAACUUCACUGGAUGGAGAGUCUGCUGGAUGCUGGUGUGUCUAUCCAAAAAAUGGAAGAAGAAUUCCUGGAUCUCCAGAAAUGAAAGGAGACCCUGAAUGCCAACAGUAUCUCAACUCACAAGACUAAAAAUAAACAUAUUCAUUCACACCAAGUUUUCUGUGGGGCCUGAUCUAGUCAGGAGCUGUUUCAGUCAGGAGCCGUUUCAUGCACCUGAUUUUCAGCAUAUGAGUAACCCCAUAAAGUAGCUUUUUUACUGCACUGGGAUUAGUCAGAUGCUUGAGUGACAGAUAAUGAGCAACUGCAAGAUCAAGUCCUACAAUCUUGUAUAUGUUGUUUGUAUAAUAUUAUAGAUACCCUCAUAUGUAAAGCUGCUGAAUUAUUUAUUUCACAGGACGUGUAUUUUUGUUUCUGUGUGUUGUUACUAAUUUAUAUGCUCAAACACUUCAUAACUUUAUAUGUAAAUACUUAAUAUUAUUGCUUUUAAAUGUAUGCAUCUUAUGUUGGAGGAAUGUUGCUACUUAAAACUUCAAAUGGCCCAACUCUAUUGGGAAAAAUGGCUUGUAAACUUGCAUUUUUGUACUAUGUAUUUAUAGACGUAAAACUGAAUUUUAAAAAAUAGCUUUCAGUAGAGAAAACCCUUAGAAACUUAUUUAAAACCUGUUUUGUUUAUAUAUCAUGUUGCUUUUGCACCUCUGUUUCAAUGUCAAGCUGUUUCUUAAAAAAGAAAGUCUAAACCUUGAUUAUAUACUGAAGCUCCUGAUGGGACAGUAUUUGUUUCUAUUUUCCAAACAUGUUCACCAGAUAAAUGGCAAAACACAGCAGGAUAUUCUGUGCCACCUUUGACAGGCGUAAGUUGUUCACAUGUUGACAUUGUCAUGUUAUUUAAGAUGAGCUAUUAAAUAGUGUCUUCUACACUG
This is a messenger RNA of Grus americana (Whooping crane), 2949 nucleotides long. RefSeq names its product insulin like growth factor binding protein 1 (gene IGFBP1). Lineage: Eukaryota; Metazoa; Chordata; Aves; Gruiformes; Gruidae. Gene Ontology annotation, biological process: regulation of insulin-like growth factor receptor signaling pathway. Bases 169 to 993 code for a protein of 274 amino acids. The transcript is spliced from 3 exons. Gene Ontology annotation, cellular component: extracellular region. Gene Ontology annotation, molecular function: insulin-like growth factor I binding; insulin-like growth factor II binding. The record is from RefSeq and is a predicted model, not a curated record.